This is a messenger RNA of Cyphellophora attinorum, 1350 nucleotides long. RefSeq names its product Beta-1,3-glucan-binding protein. The coding region runs from base 1 to 1350 and encodes 449 amino acids. Lineage: Eukaryota; Fungi; Ascomycota; Eurotiomycetes; Chaetothyriales; Cyphellophoraceae. Gene Ontology annotation, biological process: carbohydrate metabolic process. Gene Ontology annotation, molecular function: hydrolase activity, hydrolyzing O-glycosyl compounds. The record is from RefSeq and is a predicted model, not a curated record. The transcript is spliced from 3 exons.
AUGAACAACGGACGCUCGAACGGCAACGAUCUCUCCUUCUGGAGGGACGAAGAUGCUGAGGUGCCCAAAGCACUCGAGCCAAAGCUCACAACAGUUUCACCGCCAUACUCAACAGCCACAUCACGAAACGACUACUCACGGUCGGCAGCAGCCUCCUUCACAGAUGAGAAGCCCAGCACAUAUUUCCACUCACGACGGAAAGCCAAAGGCGAUAUAGAAAAGCCGUGGUUGAGGGAGAAGAAUCAUCGACAAGCCUGGCUGACAUGGUUCCCAAUAAUCGGCAUCAUACUCGGAAUCGGAUGCACGGGAGCGCUUGUGUGGGAUGGCUUACAGCAAAAUAAACUGCCAGGAUACUGCCAAAUUCUGGAUGAGGACUUCUCACAAGGCCUCCGAGACAGCAUCUGGACCAAAGAAGCCGAGGUUGGAGGGUACGGAAAUGGGCAAUUCGAGGAGACUACGGUCACCGAUGAGAAUGUAUUCAUCGAGAACGGCAUGCUCGUCAUCAAGCCAACAGUCCAGGAUGAGGACCUCAUCUACAAGAACAACGUCAUCAAUCUCAUCGAGGACAAAGUCUGCACAGCAGAGGGCAUGCCAUGGGACAGUUGCGUCACUUCGACAAACACAACAAACGGCACGAUAGUCAACCCCGUCAAAAGCGGUCGUGUCAACAGCAAGAAGGGCGCGACAAUCCGAUAUGGCAAGAUCGAAGUCGAAGCUCAGCUGCCCAGCGGUGACUGGCUCUGGCCCGCCAUCUGGAUGUUGCCUGUAAACAACACCUACGGCCCGUGGCCGCUCUCGGGCGAGAUUGAUAUCUGCGAGUCACGUGGCAACAAUUACACAUACAUCAUGGGCGGCGACAACAUCGUCUCAAGCGCUCUGCAUUGGGGGCCCGACUUCGCCAACGAUGCCUGGUGGCGCACCAACUCACGCAAGAACGCGCUGCACUCGACCUUCUCGGACAAGUUCCAUACGUUUGGUCUCGUCUGGACGCCCGAUUUCCUGUAUACGUACAUCGACACGCAGCUGUUGCAGGUGCUCUACACCAAAUUCAAGGAACCACUCUGGCAACGAGGCAACUUCCCCCUCGCCAUGCCCAACGGCACCGCCUACACCGAUCCCUGGUCCAAGACCGGCAACCCCAGCGCACCGUUCGACCAGCCCUUCUACUUGAUCCUCAACGUCGCCGUCGGCGGCAGCAACGGGUGGUUCACCGACGGCAAGAACGGAAAGCCGUGGGUCAACAACAGUCCUAACAGUCGCGUCACCUUCUGGAACGACCGCGACCAGUGGUCCAAGACGUGGACGGAGCCCGAGGCGGUAAGGCCGGGACGAAGAGUAUGGGUGAGAUGA